Molecule: messenger RNA, 522 nt
Organism: Rotaria sp. Silwood2
Lineage: Eukaryota; Metazoa; Rotifera; Eurotatoria; Philodinida; Philodinidae
Source: the annotation of a GenBank genome assembly
AUGUCGAAUCGUAACAAGACAAAUAAAAAAAAGAAGUCAACAAUCGAGUGUGGUUUUGGUGAAAAAUGUUCUCGUCGUAAUUGUACAUUCAAACAUCCCGAUACUUGGAACUUUGAAGCGAAUCUACGCAAAUUUGAGCAAGAACAACGUGAGAAUCUCGUACGUCUCGAGCAACAGCAAAUGGAGAUGAUUAUGAAAGUUUGCUAUCGUGGAGAUUGGUGUCGACGACUUGACUGCCCAUUUCGACAUUCUCCACAAUGGAAUCCUGCUAAAAAUCAGCGACUAGCCGAAGAGAAGCUUCAUCAGGAUGAGAAGCGAAGAGAACAAGAACGAAAACAUGCUCUAAAUAUUUCUAAUGAAGAAAUGAUCGUUAACAAAAGUGGACCUCAUUGUCAUCAGGAAGUAAAGAAUUCAGUACCAAAAAUCUCUAUUGACGAAGAUUAUCAAUACGACGAUGACUAUUUUGAUCUUUAUGAAAAAGUAUGGAAAAAACAAGCCGCAUCUCAGGUCGACAAAUGGUAG